CAAUUGGAUCCUCCAAUGGAUCUCUCGCGACCGUCCAAAAGACCAGAGGCUUGCACCAAAAGAGAAAUAGGAAGAGACACAGACAAGAGUGCUCUAUCAUAGAAGAGGUCUGCAACCCAUUGACUUGAUUUGACCUGAUCUGAGUUGAUCAAUUGAUCUGCCAUGCCCUCCUCUACAUAUCCUUACAGUCGAGCAGAAGAAUGUUCGUGGCAACCAGAAGAGUUGGCGCGUCAUUUGGCGUCUUUGGCGACCACUGGCAGUACCAGCACUAGCAUUGCCAGCACAACCCACUUGUUGAGCCACGGUUGGUCGUCUCGUCAAGUCCCGUGUCUCCGAGAACUGUACGGCAGCAACAACAUGACGGGCGAUGAAGACGAUGACGAGAGCAAAAAGUCCAUUAUGCAGACUGUGGUAUUACCCGUCUUGUCGUCGCUGUCGGGACAACUCAAGGAACCCUUGAUUGGCAUGCUACUAGUAUCGGCGGGGAUUUCUGUCAUUUUGGGAAAUUAUGCCGAUGCCAUUUCCAUUGCCAUUGCAUUGCUUAUAGUCUCGCUGGUGGCCGCCAUUCAAGAAUAUCGCAGUGAACGCGCCAUGGAACAGUUGGCCCAUUUGGUGCCUCACAAUUGUACGGUCUUACGAGAUGGACAAGUCAAGGAUGAAUUUCCAGCCAAACAUUUGGUUGUGGGAGAUCUGGUGCUGUUGGCGACUGGAGACCGCGUCCCGGCGGAUUGUCGUGUCGUGGAUUCCGUGGAAUUGCAAAUCAACGAAAGUGCCUUGACGGGAGAAUCGGUGCCCGUCGAAAAAUUGGGACAAGGUAUUGUCACACCGACCCAAUCCCCCGCACUCACGGAUCAAACCAAUAUUUUAUUUGCCGGCACUCUUGUCAAUGCCGGACGGGGUCGUGCCGUCGUCAUUGCCACUGGCAGCAACACCGAAUUUGGUAAAAUCACACAAGAAUUGUCCACCAUGACGAGUCGCAAAUCGCCACUCCAAAUCAAAAUUGAUGAACUCAGUCAACGAUUGGCGGGAUUUUCCACCGCCGCCAUUGUCGUCAUUGCUAUUUUGGGAUGGAUCAUGGGGCGACCGUUAUUGGAAACAUUGACUGUGGCCGUCAGUUUGGCGGUGGCGGCCAUUCCAGAAGGAUUGCCGAUUUGUGUCACAGUCACCUUGGCACUUGGUACGCUUCGAAUGGCCAAAAGAGAUGUCAUUGUCAAACAGUUGCCUGUCGUGGAAUCAUUGGGGUGUUGUACAGCCAUUAAUUCCGACAAGACUGGUACACUCACCAAAAACGAAAUGACGGUCCGAGCCAUUUUCACAUUGGCGUUUCCAGAUACCAAAUUUGGGCUCACGGGGGUCGGAUAUAAACCGUCCGAAGGAAUGUUAAUGUUUGGAAGAAUCACAACGCCCCAAUCUACUCCUCAAAUUGUCGAUCCCAAUGGACACCAACGAAAUGCGUUGCAGGCACUCUUUCAUACGGCCUGUCUCUGCAACAAUGCCACUCGUGUUCAAGAAAAUAGUGACUUGUCAUUAUUGGAUGACAACGCACCGGGAAGAUCACUCUCGGGACAACCCACCGAAUUGGCACUCUUGGUAGCAUCCGAAAAGGCUGGAUUUCCCGAUUGUCGGGCACAAUACACACGGUUGCAAGAGACACCCUUUUCGAGUGAACGCAAAAUGAUGGAAGUACGGGCACGACCCGUCAGUGGACGCCACACGUGUGACGCAUUUGCCAUUGCUUCGGCGUCGAGCAACAGUGGCAGUCCACGACAACGGAGAGCGUCCAUGGACGGCAGCAUGUUUUUUGUCAAGGGCAUGCCGGAAAAAGUAUUGAGUGAGUGUACCACACACGUCACGCCCGACGGAACCACCAAUGCACUUGGCGAAGAUGGAAAAAAUCAAGUUCUCAACCAAGCACGACGCAUGGGUGCCAAGGGGUUGCGGGUGCUGGCCAUGGCGUACGGGCCGUCGCUCGAGUGUCUGACAUUUGCCGGGAUUUGUGGAAUGGAAGAUCCACCCCGAGAGGGUGUGGCGGAUUGUGUCCGGGAUUUGCGACGUGGUGGAGUCAAGGUUAUCAUGGUGACGGGUGACUCGAAGGAAACGGCACUGCAUAUUGCCCAUCGGUGUGCCAUUCUAGGAUCGGAGCAUGACGAAGCCCCCGCUCAUUUUGAUGACAUUCUCUCGUCUCCAUCGAACGAUUCGGCACACCGAUCGCAGCUUGCCAAACUUCAUGACAUGGAACUAGGGCACUCUGUCGCUAUGAGUGGCUCAGAGCUCGACGUGAUACCGCCGCGCGAUUUGGCCAACACAUUGGUGGAUGUGAGAGUCUUUUAUCGUGUUGCUCCGCGCCACAAGCUGGCCAUUGUGCAAGCUCUGCAGGCUAGUGGUGAAAUCGUUGCCAUGACAGGUGAUGGAGUGAACGACGCAGUGGCCUUGAAGGGGGCUGACGUUGGUGUGGCAAUGGGAACGGGAACGGACGUCUCGAAGGAGGCUGCAGACAUUGUUCUGGCUCGAGACGACUUUCAGUCUCUGUCAUAUGCUAUAGCAGAGGGCAAAGGCAUAUUCUUCAACAUUAGGGCCUUUCUUGCAUUCCAGCUGUCCACGUCGUUUGCAGCACUUACUAUGGCAAGUGUAGCGACCGCUUUUGGACUGCCAACGCCUCUGAAUGCCAUGCAAAUUCUCUGGAUCAACAUCAUCAUGGACGGUCCUCCCGCUCAAUCGCUUGGGGUGGAACCCGUUGAUUCCAAGAUCUUGACUGCAAAACCGAGGAAAGCGGACGAUCCUAUUGUAACCCGUGCUCUACUCCUUCGAGCCAUCAGUAGUGCUGCAAUCAUUGUGUUUCUGACACUCAAAGUUUUCGCGAAUGAAUUGGAUGAUGGCAAGACUUCAAGGCGCGACACAACAAUGACAUUCAUGACCUUUGUGAACUGUGACCUGCUCAAUGCCUAUGUUUGUAGGUCAGCCGACAGAUGUUUCUAUGAGAUUGACUUCUUCAGCAACCCUGCAUUCCUUUGGGCUAUUGGAGGAAGUAUCGUGGGACAAUUUUGCGUUAUCUAUGUCCCAUUCCUGCAGGAAGUGUUUCAAACUGAGGCGCUGACCCUUCACGAUCUUCUCUACAUCAUCGCGUUGAGCACUAGCAUCUUGUGGUUCGACACCCUUCGUAAAAAGUUCUUCCCAACAGUGUUCAGUGAUGGCUUCAAGCCAAAUCCCAGAUCGAAGAAGGAAGACGACCCGAUUUCUCCCAGACGGAACAAGUCUUGGUUGGAUUUCCGACGGUUUACUGGUGACGACAAGAGCUUUGCGCAACCAAGGGGCCAAACACUACGAGGACGGAAGGCGAACACAGCUCUGGCGCUGUGAUGAAAUCCAUUAAAAUAACCUCAAGAUUCUCGCUGCUUU
Seminavis robusta is the source of this 3396-nucleotide messenger RNA. The record is from the annotation of a GenBank genome assembly. Lineage: Eukaryota; Bacillariophyta; Bacillariophyceae; Naviculales; Naviculaceae.